AUGGAGGAGGAGAUUAAUGAGUGCAAAGCUGCUAAGAAGAGAUCAUUCCCUCCAAAAGUGAAAGAUCUAGGAACUUUCACCAUUCCUUGCAUCAUAGGGAGGAAAAAGGUAAGGAAAGCCUUACUUGAUUUAGGGUCAAGUGUCAAUCUAAUGCCUUUAUCUUUACUUAAGCAAAUUGGUGAAUUUGACAUCAAGCCAACAAACAUGACUUUGCUAAUAGCGGAUGGAUCUUCAAUGAAUCCUUAUGUUAUAGCAGAAGAUGUUAUGGUUUGUAUAGGCAAACUACAAUUCUUGGUUGACUUUGUGGUGAUAAAGAUGGAGGAUGAAAGGCUGCCAAUUAUUCUUGGAAGACCAUUUAUGAAAAUGGCUAAGGUCAUCAUUAAUGUAGAUGAGGGAUUAGUGGUGCUUCAAGACCAAAAAGAAAGGGUGGUUGUUGACGUCUUCAAAGAAGAGCAGCAGAUGAAAAGGAAGAGGCUAGUUGAUAACAGUUGA
Molecule: messenger RNA, 492 nt
Organism: Vigna umbellata (rice bean)
Lineage: Eukaryota; Viridiplantae; Streptophyta; Magnoliopsida; Fabales; Fabaceae
Source: RefSeq, a predicted model, not a curated record